AUGUCUUCUACUUCCCCCACUAAUCAACAACCAUCCAAUUUAAUUUUCCUUCCACCCCCACCACCUUCUCCAUAUAUUUUUCAUUUAAAUUCAACAAAUAUUCCUUUACUUCCACCAACAACAAAUCCAAUAGAAGAACAAUUAAAUUUAAAUUUAUUAAAUUCUUUAUUAAUUAAACAUUUCCAACAACAAAAUAAUUUUAAAAAUUCUUUUAAAUUACCUAAUAAUGGGCAACAAAUAAAUAAUAAUGAAUUUAAUAAUAAUAAUAAUUCUUUAUUUACUAACAACAAUACUAAAGUUGAAGAUCCAUUACAAACAUUUCAUCCACCAAAUAAUAUAAUUCUUUUACCUGUUGGUUGUCAUUCAUUGCCAGAUGAGAAACAUAUACAAUUAUUAGGGGCACCACAAACAAUACUUCCAAUAGCCGUCCAUUCAAAUGUUUUAAAUACUUUCCCUAUAAAUCCCGUAAUUUUGGAAUCAAAAAUUUCUUCAAAAAUUUUAUUUAAAAAUUGUUGUAAUCAAAAACAAAAUUUAUUGUGUCAUUUACCUAUUGCUAUAAAUAAAACAAUUAAUAAACAACAAAUAAAUACUCCUAAAAAAGAACAAAAAAUAAAUAAUUUUAUGGAUGUUAGUUGCCAAACAGAAGACAACAAUAAUUAUUUAAUAACUACUUCCUCCUCCUCCUCAACUUCUCCUUCAACUUUUAACAACACCAAUUCUUCAAUAAACAAUUUUGGAAUUGAACCUUUAGAUUUAUCAAUAUCUACCAACAAUAAUAAACAAAAACAAUAUUUAAGAAAAAGAGCAUCUACAACAACAACAACAAUAUUACUUCAACAAUCUUGUAAAGAUUUAAAUAAAAAAGAAGAAAUUACAACAAAAAAAUCAAAAAAAGAUUUAAUUAUUUUUAAUAACCACAAACCAACAAAUUCCCCCUCCCUUUCGUCACCCAAUACUUCCAAAAUUAACACAAAUAAUUAUCAAAAUGUGAAUUAUGAAUAUACAAUUAAAAAUGCCAAUAAUGAUAAAACAAAAAUAAAAACAUCGCCACAAAAGAGGUUUCCCUGUGAUUGUAAGAAAGUUAAAAGAAAAUUUUGUUAA
Molecule: messenger RNA, 1101 nt
Organism: Meloidogyne enterolobii
Lineage: Eukaryota; Metazoa; Nematoda; Chromadorea; Rhabditida; Meloidogynidae
Source: the annotation of a GenBank genome assembly